GGCGUGACUCUGCUGGUGGCCGAAGGGUUGUGCCGCCUUCAAGCGCGUUGCUCGCGAACGCUCCGGUGGUGCACUACCAGCCUCUGCUUCAUUCUAGUGCUGCUCUUCGCUGCACGCACCUGGAACCGGAACAGCGCCUGGGCGUCCAGAGAGGCCCUGUUUGAAUCAGGCAUUAGGGGCCUUCCGGGAAACGCAAAGAUGCACUACAACUACGCCAAUCUGCAGAAGGACAUUGGCAACUCUGACUUGGCCAUCAAACACUAUAGGCUGGCAAUCGAGUUGUGGCCAGAUCACGCCAGCGCUCACAACAACUUGGGCACUGUGGUGACGUCGGCCGAGGAAUCUGAACAUCACUUCCGGUACGCCUUGCAUGUCAAUCCAAACCACCCAGGGGCUCAUUUUAACCUCGCCAAUAUCUACAGCAAGCAAGGCGAGAAGGAUAUUGCUAGAACCUUGCUGGAGCGAGCGGUAGAGCUUGAUCCCGAUUUUUGCGAGGCGUACUCGUCGCUCGCUGCACUCGCCGCCGCAAAGGGAGACCUUGCUGAAGCCGAGAGACUGCACCAGAUGGCGCUAAGCAGCGACGACCGAAAUGCCGACGCGAAGAACAACUACGGAACAUUCCUUCAGUCACAGGGACGCACUGAAGAGGCCAUGACACAAUACCAACAAGCUCUAUACAUUCAGCAAAACCACACCGUGGCACUCCUCAACGCAGCUAGAAUCCUUCGCACCAUGAACCUCAAUAUGCAGGCCGAGAGCCUCUACAAGAGGGCCCUCGACAUUGAGCCGGAUCCACAGGUGAUGGACAAUCUCGCUGUGUUCUACGUCAAUGCUGGUCGCCUGGAUGAAGCAAGAGAGCUGUUCGAGGAAAUCGAUCGCCUUUUCCCGGAACACCGUGAAAGCAAGGUUCACCAUGCUCAACUUCUGAUUCGGCUACGAAGUUUUCGAGCAGCUGACGACCUCCUGCUAGAUGUGAUCCAGCACAACAGCACUGACAGAGCAGCCUUACACACCGCUGCUCUUUUAUACAACCACAUCAACCGCACAGUCGAGGCACUGGGCUACAUACUGAAGGCUUUGAAGCUGUGCGAUGUUGACGAUCUGCUUUGUGCAAAAAUACACAGCGAUCAUGGUGACAUACUGAAGGACUUGGGCGACCUCAGCUCCUCAGCACAGAGCUACGAAGUCGCCAUUCGUCUGGAUCCUGACUUCGCACACGCUCAUCUGAACCUUGCUGUGAUCAGACAUUUGGAGAGUGACUACCCAGGUGCGUAUCGACACUACCAAGUGGCCCUCUCUCUGGACCCAAAGAACAAGCUCAUCACAGACAACAUGGCCAAGUUGAGGCGGAGAAUCACUAGGCCACUGCCUUUCCACGACUGCGUUUAGUGCUGGUGCGUCGUCGGAGUGCAUUUACCGUGCCGCUUUUCUGUGUAUGGACACUGACGCUUUGGCGGUACCUCUCGAACUGGAUUCACAGUGUAUCGCAUUCUACGUUCCGCAAACAUCGUGAGUGAACGUGCAGACGUUCCGGUUAGUUCACUCUAACUCUGGAAUGAUGGCAUCACGACUCGUGAUUGAGACUCCAAAUGUUCUAGGUGUGUGUAUUGGAUCUAUUGCUGCUUCGCGAUAUCCCGUCACAUUCCACACUGCUGAUAAAGCCACCCACACAUGGACUGUGGAAUUAUCGUGUCCGUGAACGGACGCUCAUAGCUUUGUAAACAUGCUUUUUUUUUACGUGCAGGUAUGCCGGAUUCGAUUUGCCGAAACAGUCUGCAGUACAUCCGCUCCUUGAAAGUCCAUGGUGUCAGACCAUGGAUUUUCAUGGUGUGAUCACAGUGUGACACUAUGACACGAUCAUGGUGUCACAACAUUAUCGCGUCGCGCCAUGUUGUUCUGCAAUGUUGCAGGUUAUUCAGUUUUACCACUGCUUUAAUACAGGACUGAUAAGAAUGUGCAUUACAUUGGACUGUGGUGUUUCUAUUGUGCAAAAAAAAUAUUGCUCUGCAAAAGUUUCGCCUACAGAUUCCUGGUCGCACGAAAGCUUGAAAUAGAUCUUGCGGGCUUUUAAACUGAAUGUGAACAAAAGUGACCGGGGACUACGAUCCUGUUCUCAUAUAGGCCUGUCCUUACACCAUUUGAAGCAGAAAGGGAAAAAAUUCGACAAGAAUCUUCUUAUUGAUUGUGCCAUGUUUUUUUAACCUAUUUAUGUGUCCCUUCAUUGCCACGACCUCUGUGGGUUUUCUGCACAGAAAAGUACCACUUCUUCGAGUAGUGGCAUAAGACUAUGCAACAUAGUGCCUAGAUUUCCGACUCUCAGUGAUGUUAUUCAGUGCGCUACUGCAACUUAACUCUCUCAAAGUGUGACAGGUUUGCUCAGAUGUAGCUGCUGUGACUGAAUCAUCGUGUGUGUCGUCCUAUCGAAGCUUACGAAUAAGCGACGUCGGAAUGCAGCAGCGGAUACAGGGAAAUGUCGCGAUGUAACAUGUCUGACGUCAUCAUCGCGAUGCAGCGCACGUAAGCAUUGAGUGUCUUUGUGUGGCCUACAACGUCUCUGAAAACUCUGUGUACUUUCCGUUUUGCGGGAUGCUAUGCAGGAAGGAGUACGGAGCUGUUGAAUGACAUGUAUAUUUGUGUAAAAAAAAGCCCUUUUUGGGGGAGGCGAGGGGGCAGGGAAGAGGCCCUAUCGCGCUUUGAAUGACAGGGAGUUUACCUAGUUGAUACGGAUUCAGCAUAAAAGAAGACAGGCGUGUAGAUACGGGCACAAGAAAGUUGAUCAAGACAACACAAAGCCGUGUUUGUGUCGGCUUCAUCUCUAGUCCUGUGACCGUGUCUGCACACAUACCUUCUUUUACCACCGUGCCAUUGCCCCGUGAAGGGUUUUCUUGGGCUAACUAUUGUUGUACUUAUGAUUCUGCCGUUUUUACAAAUGCGCAAUGGAAUAUUUUUUUUGCUCAUUACAAUGGCUCCAUGUCAGUGAAACUUAUAUGGCACAGAAGAAGCAGGCACAUGGAAAGAAAUUGCGGGGUUUUGUAUUGAUGAGCUCCUUCGGUCAUCUCCACAGGACAGUGAUACUAGAUAUUGUAAGAAGGAAAGCUAUGAUUUUUCAAGGGCUCGUUUGUUUAGAUAUUGUAAGACAGUUCAUAACACUCCACGGUACCAACCGGCCAUCAUAAGUUGUGAACAGUUACCUAGUAUUGUUUACGCAGCCUGCGUUUAAACAGCAACAUGUAAUUGUGCGAAAGCUUGUGACAGCAACCGCAUUACCUUGGUACACAGUUCGAAGCGUCGCAAACGAAUGACUACGUAUAGUCUGGUGAGGCUGUUUAAUUUAACGCGACCAGUCAAAGAAACGAACGAUUGCUCAAGUUCAUAGUUGUGAUACGAAGAAGCAAAUAGGCCUCCUUAGGCUAUGCCAACACACCUUUUCGUCGCUCUACAUGAGACAAUGCCACCAGAUUUCUCGCGCGAUUGGGUGAAAAUUGUAAUCCGUGUAAUUGUAUUGGCGUAACACUGAGCGUACGUGCUUUUUAUAUAAAGUAAGCAGGCUGUCUGAGAUAACAGGUCAGCUUUAAAAUGUUCUCACGAAGCUUAUUUCGCCGUAACAGAAAUUUGAUCGUAGUAAUUGUGUAACUUAUAGGUGUUUAUCGUAUCCAAAACGUUUCAUACACUGAAUAUAUUGCCUUCCUUCCACUAUAGCUGCAUAACGGCGUCCUGACUGCCGGAUGAGCUUGCAAGAGCCGUUAUUUGCGUCGCCUUACUUCACCAGAGCCUAGCAAGAGUAGCUUGCCUUCUAGAAGGGUGUCUCACUUUGUGACUCAUUUGGUCAAUCGUCGCGAGUGCUAAGUGUUCAUUGACAUUAUUGCUUGACGACGCUGAAUCGCCCCCAACUGAUGUUGUGUUUGUAUAGCCCACGAGAAGUGAUGUCAUCGAGUUGUGUGAGGUUUUUGUGUAUAGUUUUGAGCCUACGGGAAAAACUCAGUUUUUUUCACCGUCAAAUAUCUCUAUCGCCGUUUUGUAGAACUAUUUUUAUUAUAGCCCAAUCAACUGAAAUAGCCCGUGUCUCUGUCCCGUAUGUAUGCUUACCUGUCAUCGCAUGUACCAGAGUGACAUUGUUCGAGUUGUCAUUUCGUAUUUGUGCGACUGAGUGUUCUCUGUGAGUAAACAUGUUUGUAGAUGCAAUGAUGUCAUGGUAC
Molecule: messenger RNA, 4196 nt
Organism: Rhipicephalus sanguineus (brown dog tick)
Lineage: Eukaryota; Metazoa; Arthropoda; Arachnida; Ixodida; Ixodidae
Product: protein O-mannosyl-transferase TMTC1-like
Exons: 10
Coding region: 199-1389 (396 amino acids)
Biological process (GO): protein O-linked glycosylation via mannose
Molecular function (GO): mannosyltransferase activity; protein binding
Source: RefSeq, a predicted model, not a curated record